AUGCGCAGACCACGCACACAAACACACAUCCCCUCUCCCCAGAAGAGGAGGCCGUACCGGGCUUGCAGCGCUGCUUCCCCAGGCGGCGGUGGUAGGGGUACCCGGGGGUCGCGGGCUCCGGCCUGGGUGGCGGGUUUCCUUAGCAACCAAACGGCUCCCAGCGCUGCACCGAUCUGGCAAGCUUGUCCCCUUCAGGCCGCAGAGCUGGCGGCACCGGGGGGAUUGCAAAGUCCCGAAAGCCUCUCCAAUAUUCCUCUGUCAACCUCAGAAGUGUAUAAGAUAAGCUUUAUAUUUCCAAAUGGAGACAAGUAUGAUGGUGACUGUACAAGAACACCUUCUGGAAUCUUUGAGAGAAAUGGAGAAGGGAUUCAUACCACCCCUGAUGGGAUUAUUUACAAAGGAAGUUGGAAAGAUGACAAGAUGAAUGGCUUUGGAAGACUCGAGCAUUUUUCAGGAGCAGUAUAUGAAGGACAUUUUAAGGACAAUAUGUUUCACGGAUUGGGGACUUAUACAUUCCCAAGUGGGGCAAAGUACACUGGAAAUUUCAAUGAAAAUAGGGUUGAAGGUGAAGGACAGUAUACUGAUAUCCAAGGACUAGAAUGGUGUGGUAACUUUCAUUUCAGAGCUGCUCCAGGCCUGAAACUAAAGCUACUCAUGUAGAUGCCCUGCACUGAAGUUUUAAUGUGGUGCUUGAAGCUUUUAGUUGAAAUGACUUCAUACACUUGCCAAUAAAAUCAUUACUAAUGCCUUUUUCAGCUUUGUUUUCAUCAUUUUAUAAUUGGUUUAAAAUAAGUUAUAUCAUUCAAUUGAGACUUAGCUUAUUUCAGUAAAUACAACAGAACCAUCAGAUCUUGGCAAAGUCAGUUUUCAAUCUGUGCCUUAGUUUUUUCAUCUUUAAAAAGUACAUCUGUGCAUCAAAGGACAUUAUCAGGAAUGGGAGAAUACAAGAAAAUCAAGUAUCUGAUAAGGGUGUGUUGUUGUUGUGUUCCAUUGAGUAGAUUCUGACUCAUAGUGACCCUAUAGGACAGAGUAGAACUGCAUCAUAGGAUUUCUAAGGUCGUACUCUUUAAUCUUUAUGGAAAUAGACUGCUACAUCUUUUUCCCUCAGAGUGGCAAGUGGGUUCAAACCGCCAGCCUUUCAGUUAGCAGCCAAGUGCUUUGGUCUGCUUCAGAAUAUAUGAAGAGCUCUUACAACUCAACAAUAAAAAGACAACACAAUUAAAAAAUAGGCAAAGAAUUUGAAUAGACAUUUCUCCAGAGAAGAUAUGCAAAUGGCCAAUAAGCCUAUGAAAAAAUGUUGUAAAUCAAAACUAUAAUGAAAUAUCACUUCCCAACCACUAGGAUGGCUUUGAUACAAAAGACAAUAGAUGAUAUUGGUGAGGAUGUGGAAAAGUCAGAACCCUCAAACAUUGCUGGUGGGGAAUGUGAAAUUGUGCAACCACUGUGGAAAACAGUUCCUCAAGAAGUUAAACAAAGAGUUUCCAUAUGACCCAGGAAUUCUAUUCCUAAGUGUGCACCCAAGAAAAUUAAAAACAUAUGUUCACAAAAAGGUGUGUAAAUGAAUGUUCAUAGCAUCAUUAUUGAUAAUAGCCAAAAAGUGGAAACAACUCAUGUCCAUCAACUAAUUGAUGGGUAAACAAAAUGUAGCAUGCCAUACCCAAACCAAAACCAAACCCAGUGCCGUUGAGUUGAUUGCGAUUCAUAGCGACCCUAUAGGACAGAGUAGAACUGCCCCACAGAGUUUCUGAGGAGCGCCUGGUGGAUUCAAACUGCCGACUCUUUGGUUGGCAGCCGUAGCACUUAACCACUAUGCUACCAGGGUUUCCAGCAUACCGUACAACUGAAUAUUAUUCAGCCAUAAAAAAGGAAUGAAGUACGGAUACAUGCUACAAAAUGGAUGAACCUUGAAAACACCGCUAAGUGAAAGAAACCAGUCAUGAAAGAUUCCAUUUAUAUGAAAUACCCAGAAUAACAAAUCCAUACAGAUAGAAAGUAGAUUAGUUGUUGCCAGGGGAGGGGGAAGUUAGGAGGUACUGGGAUCUUUGGGGGGUGAUGGAAAUGUUCUAGAACUAGAUAGUGGUAAUAGUUGCACAACCUCGUGAAUAUACUAAAAAUUGCUGAAUCAUACACUUUAAAAGGGUGAGUUUUAUGGUACAUGAUCUAUAUCUCAAUUUUUUAAAAAGUACAUCUCUGUCCUUAUGUAUUCUAUGCCCAGAAAACUUCUUCACCUUUUUGAAAAAAUAAUACUGUUAGCUACGUUUAAAAGUUACAAUAAAGACCUGUUUUCGUUGAAACUCUGUUUUCCAAAGCUGACAAAAGUGGUAUAUAUAAUAGAUAACCUGUGUCAUAUUUCUUCACUCAAGAUGUUGUGGAUUUUCAUAACCUAAAAAGGUUGUAUUUUUGUUUUUUACUAACCAUAAAUCUGGGUUGAAAUGUCUUUUUAAACUGCUUAAAUAAAAUGACGUUUUUGUUACUUUUUCAUUUCAAUAGCUUUGUGUGUUAUUUCAGAAGACCCUGUUUAUAAGUGUUUAAAGCUACAUUUAAAAAAUUAGACAUUCUUGAAUGUGUUGCUUUCAAUUAACUGGUUUAGUUUUAGAAUGAAAUAUUAUUAUUGUACUGGAAUUUAUAAGGAGAUAAAUACUGGUCAAGUUAAGAUAAGGGAAGACGAUGUUUUCAGGUUCAAGGACAUAUAAUGUGAAUUUCAAAAUUUCUGGAAAAUACUUGUUAGAAAAGUGUCUGCUUUACUGCAAAUUGAAUUUUCCCCAGUAAUAUUUUUCUUCAAAGAAAUUAUUUAAGGUAAUCAAGAUAUAUAUUUUACUUUUAAAAUCUAACUUUUUACUGCUAUAAAAAUAAUUUUUCAAUGUAUAAAUUCCC
This is a messenger RNA of Loxodonta africana (African savanna elephant), 2874 nucleotides long. It is a transcript of the gene MORN2, whose product is annotated as MORN repeat containing 2. The coding region runs from base 1 to 660 and encodes 219 amino acids. The transcript has 6 exons. The record is from RefSeq and is a predicted model, not a curated record. NCBI's taxonomy places the organism in Eukaryota, Metazoa, Chordata, Mammalia, Proboscidea, Elephantidae.